Helobdella robusta is the source of this 462-nucleotide messenger RNA. RefSeq lists its product as hypothetical. The coding region runs from base 1 to 462 and encodes 153 amino acids. NCBI's taxonomy places the organism in Eukaryota, Metazoa, Annelida, Clitellata, Rhynchobdellida, Glossiphoniidae. The record is from RefSeq and is a predicted model, not a curated record. The transcript is spliced from 2 exons.
AUGAGGAUUGAAUACUUCGUGGCUGACAACUGGCUGACUGAUGAGUGGAGAACAUUCUACCUUGAGAGUGAAUUAAAAAAGUAUGAAAACUAUGGUGUAAUGGCAUUUGCUUCUACUCAAAUCCGCAACUACACCACGAAUACAAAUUUCGACUACUCCACCCCCCCAUCACCCCUCUCUAGGUACACACUCCGACUCUCCGGAUACUUUGGCGAUUCCGGAUACGAUAUAAUGAGUAGGACGGAUUUUGGCGGCGUUUUUAUGCAGAACAACAUGCCGUUCAGCACGAUCGAUAAGGACUCUACCGGCUUGAUCAAGUGCUGCUCCGUAUUCCAAACAGCCGGAUGGUUCAGCUCCUGCUGUCAUAUCGAUUUCUUUGGCUCUCCUAUCGGUUUCGAUACUUUCGCCUUUAACGACUGGUUUCAGAUCCAAGCUCUCAGGAUGUCUAUCAGACAGUAUUGA